AUGCCUCAUGUUGAUAAAACAGAAGAGUUUUUUAAAAUUGUUGAGAAGUUUAGCAGUGAUAAUUUUAAUUUAAGAAAAAAUAGAAGCAUUUCUCAAGAUACUCAAGUGAGUGAACUUGCUUCGAAAGUAACUGAUUUAUUACAAGGAGGAAAUCAAAAAUUACAACAGUUGGAAAGAUGUGUAAAACAAAAAGGAAUUUUUAAUGAUAAAACAUCUGAAAUAGAAGAAUUAACAUACGAAGUAAAACAAACAAUUACAGAAGUAACGAAUAAUUUAGAUUCAUUAGUACAUUAUACUUGUAGUUUAAAUAUUAGUAAUCCACAAAGUAGAACUCAUAUAGACAAUAUUAUUUCUUCAUUAAAAAAUCAACUUUAUGAAUUUACUAAGAAAUUCAAAGACACUCUACAAAUAAGGAGUGAACAUAUAAAAAAACAAGUAAAUAGAAGGAAAAUGUAUUCCCAUACAUUAACUGAAGCAACAUUUAACAAUGAAAAUUAUAAAUUUACACCACUUCAUGAUAUUGACAUUGAAAGUGGCCAACAACAAACUCUGAAAGUACCAGAAAAAACAUAUCUACAUUCAAGAGCAGAUGCUAUGGAAAAUAUUCAAAAAGUAAUAGGGGAUUUAGCACAGAUGUUCCAAAAAGUUGCAACUAUGGUUACACAACAAGAUGAAAUGAUUAAACGUAUUGACGAAGAUAUAGAUAUUUCUUUAUCAAAUACUAGAGAAGGACAAAAUUAUCUUUUAUCAUAUUUUAAUAGAGUUACAUCCACAAGAACUCUAAUAUUACAGAUUUUUGUGUGUAUAUUUGUUUUGAUAGUAUUUUUUGUUUUAUUUUCUUAA
Molecule: messenger RNA, 843 nt
Organism: Plasmodium relictum
Lineage: Eukaryota; Apicomplexa; Aconoidasida; Haemosporida; Plasmodiidae
Product: syntaxin, Qa-SNARE family, putative
Exons: 5
Coding region: 1-843 (280 amino acids)
Biological process (GO): endoplasmic reticulum to Golgi vesicle-mediated transport; vesicle fusion; intracellular protein transport
Cellular component (GO): endomembrane system; SNARE complex; Golgi membrane
Molecular function (GO): SNAP receptor activity; SNARE binding
Source: RefSeq, a predicted model, not a curated record